AUGAGCGAGGUUAUCAAAUAUAUAACAGAAAAGCUUACAGCGCCACCAUUCAAUCGUACCUUUAACUACAUAACUUUUGAUGGUUUGGAUGCUAGUCUAUUGCUUCAAAUACUCAGUGAUGUUCUUGGUGAACUUGAUCAGAAGCAUAAAAUUGACAUUCGAGAAGAGACACCAGAGCAAACUACAGUGAGGAUAUUGGAAGCUCUGAGAAUUCUUAGGUAUAAUGUUCCAACGGACUCUGGCGAAUUAACCAAAUUCUGUGAAGGUAUUGUGGUCGGUGAUAAGUUGUAUGUUUAUCCAAUUCUGGAAUCAUUGCUGAAAAAUUUUGAGGAGCACAAGAAACGGUUAUAUCUUUCCAAAUUUCUUAUGAAAGUCAGGAUUCCAUCGGAGUUCAUUCACGAUCCUGAAUUAAGCAAGUUGAAUGCGGAGCACGAGGCUCUAAUAGAAACCUUUAAAAAUGCUCAUAAACAAUUAGACUUAUUGAAAUCUGAGGGUAUAUCAACAACAGAAGUCAAAAAUGACAUUACGGCUAUGCAGGAGGAAAAAGACCAAAUAUUGCGAAGAAUAAGCAGAAUGAAGAAAAAGUUGGAGAUGUUUCCUACGAGUACACAGAUGUUAGAUAUGGCACGAAAGCUGCGAUUGGAACGAGAACGAGAGAAUAAGAUUGUGUAUCAGAUUCAGGAGCAAAGAACGAUGAUUCAAAAUAUUGAGGGGAAAAUCAUUGAGCUUCGUCAACACUCCAAUGAACUACACCGACGAGCUACUGAUUGCACGGCUGAGAAUCUCCUGCAUCGCUUAGAAGAGGAAGUAAAGGUGAACCAAUACCUUGCCACAGCUAAGCAGCCAAAGGAAAUAGAAGCUACUAGGAUAUACGUGGAAGACCUUACGAGGGUUGCAAAUCAUCCAGCCAUGACUCAUGCCUUUCUUGAUCAGCUUAAUCAAAAACUUAGGGAUGCUCAAUCGGAGACCAAUCGCUUGGUAGAGAAGCGCAUGGUGGCAACCGAUCCACUGGAGGAUAAGACUAGUCUUUUCCGCCAACAAGCGAGCAUCGCAGCAAACAGGAAGGAAGCAACAGCCUCAGCUUUGGCGGAAGCCCGAGAUAAGCACCUUGCUAUAACUAAGGAGCUCGCCGAGGUGCGUGAAAAGCAUGCUCGGAUACUUCAAAAGAUGUGCUGCACGGACUCCGCUGAUGCCGUCACUACCAGCACCUCUUUGCUUUCGGAUAGUGUCAACUUCACUUCUCGUCAGUUUAAAGCGGAAGACUUCCAGAAGUAUGUAUCAGAACUGCGCACAAAGAAUAAUGCCUAUAAAGAGAAGCGAGCAGUGCUCAAUAAUUUAAGAGCCGAAAGGGGCAUUUUGACCAGAACGUUGGAUAUCCUUAAAGAUGUCGCGCGACAGGCCAAAAAGAAACUGGACGUCGCUGAGGCAAUGCAGGGGAUGAGCGGUUAUUGGGACACAAUGGCAAAGUUAGAAAAGGUGUCAGAGGAGACAGCUGGCUUGAAUCAGCGCAAAGGCAGCGUUUUAGAGGAGAUGGCAUGCCUGGUGGGUCGACUAAAUCAACAAAUAAACUCUCGUCGAGACAAACUGGCUCCCCUCAUCCGUGAGCUCAGGCCCCUACGCGCCAAGGCUCAGGAGCUGACCCAGCUGCACACGGAGAAGAAGGCGCAAUACGAUGCAUUUGUGACCAGCCGAGAUGCGCAGACAUUACUUCUAGAGCAGGAAGUGCGCGUUUUGCGAGAGGAGGCACGAGUGGAAGAGUCGCGAUUCCACUAUCUCAACGCUGCUCUGGCCAUCCUCAAAGUUCAGCAAUUUCGUCUUCAGGAGGAAAUGCGCGGCUAUCUCACUUCUAGCAGCGGGGUGGCUAACGGCGAUGGGAUGACUAGUCUCACCAUUAAGCGACGCAGCUACCGGGACGUAUAUUUGAGGAAAAUAUCAGAGCAAGAGGCGCUGAUGAUGACCUUGAAAGAAGAGGAGAAGAACCUUGAUGCAAGUGAGACGACCAAUCUCCGACAGAUGAAAUUAUGGGGCGACGUGUCGACUCUUCUUGAGGCCAAGCUGGUCGCCUUUCGAGCAUUGGAGGCGAAAAAAGCUGCUGGUGGUGAAUAUGCUGACGUGCAGCGGUUAGAAGUCGACCGACUUUUGCUUUAA
Molecule: messenger RNA, 2148 nt
Organism: Hydatigera taeniaeformis
Lineage: Eukaryota; Metazoa; Platyhelminthes; Cestoda; Cyclophyllidea; Taeniidae
Source: the annotation of a GenBank genome assembly